Messenger RNA from Anarrhichthys ocellatus (wolf-eel), 1363 nucleotides. RefSeq names its product LSM10, U7 small nuclear RNA associated (gene lsm10). Gene Ontology annotation, biological process: mRNA 3'-end processing by stem-loop binding and cleavage. Bases 147 to 563 code for a protein of 138 amino acids. Gene Ontology annotation, cellular component: nuclear body; cytoplasmic U snRNP body. The record is from RefSeq and is a predicted model, not a curated record. Gene Ontology annotation, molecular function: histone pre-mRNA DCP binding; U7 snRNA binding. The transcript has 2 exons. Lineage: Eukaryota; Metazoa; Chordata; Actinopteri; Perciformes; Anarhichadidae.
GCUGCGCUUCCUGGUUCGGACUUGUUGCAAGAAAACCAACUUGUUUACAUGUUUGAACGGUUUAUCGCCACUUGCAAAUAUUGUGGUGAGGGGUUUAACUAAUUCAGGUAUCCCCCGACCUCUGGAGAUCCCCUUCAUUAGCCUCCAUGGAGUCAGAAAGGACUGAAUCCCCGGCGCUGAGCCUGGCACAUGUAGCUGAAGUCUUCAACUCCAUCCGGGAGCGCGCAAUCGCGGAGAACAGCAUGGUGGUCCUGCUGCAGGGUCUGCAGGGAGAGGUGACCACGGUGGACCUGAGGAACGAGAGCACGGCGCGCGGCCGCGUGGUCAACGUGGACGCCUUCAUGAACGUGCGUCUGGAGGACGUGCUGUACAGCGACAGACGGGGCAAGCUCACCAAGCUGCAGGACAUGUUUAUCACCGGCAGGAACGUUCGCUACGUCCACAUCCCGGACCACGUGGACAUAAUGAAGACCAUAGAGAGCCAGCUGGCCAAGAUCCACCGCGUCCGCAACUUUGCCAGUCAUGGAGGAGGCAGAAAAGAGUACGCAAAGAAAACCAAAUAACUUCUUUUCUUUUUCGUGGAAGGAUUAAAAAAAUAGAAACUCAGUUGAGUACUACUUGGGCAAGACUACAACAAUAAUACUUUGGGGCAACAAGCAUUGCACUCGAUCAGCAGUUUCUGACCAGAGGGGGUCACAGUAUGAUUAAAGGGAUAAGAAUGAAAACAAUAUGUCAGCAAUACAAAAAUACUUUCUUUGACAUUUUUUCUAUUCGGUGGUUUAUAAAUACGGGAUACCUUCACCCUCUGUGUUUGAACUGCUCUCAACUCAUGUGUACACCGAGACCUCCUCCUGUGAUGACGUCGGGUCAUGAGAUGAAAAGGUUGGCGAUAUAGGCUGACCAACUUGCAAUUGUUUUCAUUAUUACAUUUUCUUGAUUCAUUUAUGAAUCUUUGGGCUCCAGUAUGUCACAAAACUGUGAAAAGUGACAACUUCCCAGAGCCCAAUGACAUCUUCUGAUGUCUUGUUAUCAGCCCAAAACACAAUGAUAUAGAGUUCAGUGAUAUGCAAACAGACAAAAGCAGCAAAUAGUGACAUUUUGUGAGGCUGGAGAAUGUUUUUGGAAUUUCCGAUUAAUCCAUUAUCAAAACAUUUGCAAAUUGAUUUUCUUUCAAUCGAUAAAUCAGCUGAUUGUUGCACCUCUACACACAACAUGAGCAUCUUUGAUGAACCGCUGGACUAGCUAAUGAGUUGAACGCUCUCCUUGUGUUUUGGUAAUUGAGUUUAAAGUUUGUAAUUGACACAAAAUAGCCGUUUCUUUUUAAAUACAUACAAUAAUUAUGAAUAAAGACGCUUACAAUUAA